Molecule: messenger RNA, 453 nt
Organism: Fusarium venenatum
Lineage: Eukaryota; Fungi; Ascomycota; Sordariomycetes; Hypocreales; Nectriaceae
Source: RefSeq, a predicted model, not a curated record
AUGUCUUCCACCAAACACACAGCACGAUCAAUUCUCGACGCAUUCUACGAUGCCGAGCGCAUUUACAUGGCCGCAUCACCCGAAGAGCGCGAUUUUAGCGGCAUGGCAGCAACGCUCUCACCAGAAGUGAAACUCAGACAAACAUCAGGCCUACCCUACGCCGGUGAUUACGUCGGGCCUGAAGGAUUCCGAAAAUGGGCAGAAGACAUGGCCAGCUAUUUCGACAAACUCGAUGUGCAGAACCCCGAGAUUUUUGAACGCGAGGGUUCGAACCGCAUCAUCUCGCUCAGCUACCUCUAUCUUAGAGUUCGCAAGACUGGGGAAGAGUUGAAGUACCCUAUGUGCCAGGUCAUGACGGUUGAUUUGGAAGCUGGCGUUAUCAAGAGCAUUAUGCCGUUUCAUUGGGAUUUAUAUGCGUUAAACAAGGCUAUCGGUCACACACCUGAGAUAUAA